AUGUAUAUUAAGAUUGAGACUAUACGGCUUGACUGGUACUCAAAGCCGGAAAAUCAGAAGGUCAUCCGCGCUGACUUCUACCAGGGUCUUGUUGACACCGUCGUUGCCGGUGAGUCACGCGGUGAUCGAAUUGGCAAAAGAAUCGUGCUUCCACGGACAUUUCCUGGUGGUGAUCGUGACAUGCAGCGAAGGUUCUUGGAUGCUAUGGCAAUAGUGCAGCGGUCGGGUAAACCCGAUUAUUUCAUCACGAUGACUUGCAAUCCAUAUUGGGAGGAGAUAACCGAGGAACUGUUGCCUGGACAAAUGCCGCAGGACCGUCCAGACCUGGUGGCAAGAGUAUACAGUGCUAAACAGCGAGAUAUGAUGGACUUACUAACUAAGGGGAAGCAUUUUAGAGAAGUCGCAACCUAUGUACAUGUCAUCGAGUUUCAAAAGUGA
Molecule: messenger RNA, 438 nt
Organism: Hordeum vulgare subsp. vulgare (domesticated barley)
Lineage: Eukaryota; Viridiplantae; Streptophyta; Magnoliopsida; Poales; Poaceae
Exons: 2
Coding region: 1-438 (145 amino acids)
Source: RefSeq, a predicted model, not a curated record